Molecule: messenger RNA, 5249 nt
Organism: Mytilus trossulus (common blue mussel)
Lineage: Eukaryota; Metazoa; Mollusca; Bivalvia; Mytilida; Mytilidae
Product: glycerol-3-phosphate dehydrogenase, mitochondrial-like
Exons: 17
Coding region: 123-2303 (726 amino acids)
Biological process (GO): glycerol-3-phosphate metabolic process
Cellular component (GO): glycerol-3-phosphate dehydrogenase (FAD) complex; mitochondrion
Molecular function (GO): calcium ion binding; glycerol-3-phosphate dehydrogenase (quinone) activity
Source: RefSeq, a predicted model, not a curated record
UUCUGAUUUUAGAUUUUACACACCGGAAGUUUUGUAUAUUGUCAAGGUCAUGCAGAAUGCAGCAGCCGACUAAAUCCUUAUAAGAGUUUGAGGGCAAAACAGUAGAGGUUAAAUUGGGUACAAUGAGGAACUUCCACACCAUUCUGAAAUCCUUUCAGAGGGUCUCAAAGAAAGGAUUAGUGAUUGGUGGAGGGGUUUGUGUGAUAGCCUAUGUCUACCCUAAACUUAAACAACAAAAUCAGGUUGCAGUGGUUUCUGCAGCCACCAUGGAUACUGACAAAAAAUAUGCAUGGUCACCACUGCCAACACGAGAGGAUAUGCUGAAGUCACUAGAGACAGAACAUUAUGAUGUACUUGUGAUAGGGGGAGGGGCUACAGGGGCGGGUGUGGCUUUGGAUGCUACAAGUCGAGGUUUGAAAACAGCAAUGGUAGAAAAAUAUGACUUUUCAAGUGGAACUAGUAGUAGAAGUACCAAAUUAAUACAUGGUGGAGUACGAUAUUUACAGAAAGCUGUAUUUAAUUUAGAUUUAGAACAGUAUAGAAUGGUUAAAGAGGCUCUGACAGAGAGAGCCAAUCUUAUAGAGAUUGCUCCACAUCUAGCUUAUCCUUUUCCAAUUAUGUUACCUAUAUAUAAGUACUGGCAAAUUCCAUAUUUUUGGGCUGGUAUAAAGAUGUAUGAUUUUGUAGCCGGGAAACAAAAACUUAAGUCAAGUUACUACCUCUCAAAGAAAAAGGCAUUAGAAAAAUUUCCUAUGUUAAAGAAAGAGGCACUUAAAGGAGCAUUAGUUUAUUAUGAUGGACAACAUGACGAUGCUAGAAUGAACAUAGCUAUAGCUAUAUCUACUGCCAGGAUGGGAGGAUCUGUCGCUAAUUAUAUAGAGGUUCUAGAAUUACAUAAGUCAAAAGAUGAAAAUGGAAAGGAAGUGGUGUCAGGGGCUAGAGUGAAAGACAGAAUUACAGAUAAAGAGUUCAACAUUAAAGCCAAAUGUAUAAUCAACGCAACAGGACCCUACACAGACCACAUACGACUGAUGGGGAACAAAGAUGACAAAAAAAUCUGUCAACCAAGUCAAGGUGUACAUAUUGUACUACCAGAUUAUUAUAGUCCAGAAGAUAUGGGCUUACUGGAUCCUGAUACCAGUGAUGGACGAGUGAUAUUUUUUCUUCCUUGGCAAAAAGUGACAUUAGCAGGAACAACUGAUGUUGCUUGUGAAGUGACAGACAAACCUUCUCCAUCAGAAAAUGAGAUCCAGUUUAUAUUAUCAGAAGUUAGAAAUUAUCUACAUCAGGAUGUGGAUGUAAGAAGAGGUGAUGUGCUGUCAGCUUGGUGCGGAAUCAGACCUCUAGUUAUGGACCCCAACAAGUCAGAUACUCAAUCUAUAGCUCGCAAUCAUAUCAUAGAAAUCUCAGAAAACAAUUUAAUAACUAUAGCAGGUGGUAAAUGGACAACCUACAGACACAUGGCUGAAGAAACAGUCAACAAAGCAAUUGAUGUUUGCAAUCUAAAGACCACCUCAGGAUGUCGGACCAAGGGUCUAAUGUUAGAUGGUGCUCAUGGAUGGUCCCCUACAUUGUUUAUCAGAUUGGUGCAAGAUUUUGGUCUGGAGAAUGAGGUAGCAAAGCAUUUAGCCAGCACAUAUGGAGACAAAGCUUUUAAAGUUGCAAAGUUAGCUACACUGACUGGUAAACGAUGGCCAGUGUCGGGUAAAAGAUUACAUGAAGAAUUCCCAUAUUUAGAGGCUGAAGUCAGGUAUGCAGUGAGAGAGUAUGCAUGUAGGGCAGUAGAUAUUUUAGCCAGAAGAACCAGAUUAGCUUUCUGUAAUGUACAUGCUGCGGAAGAAGCCCUUCCAAGAAUCAUUGAAAUAAUGACAGAGGAAUUAAAAUGGAGUAAAUCUAGACAACAGGCAGAAAUGGAGCAUGCCAAACAAUUCUUGAGACGAGAAAUGGGAUUAGAUUUAGGUGCUGGUACGUCAAGUGUUCCUAUCAACUUUACUAAGGAUGAAAUCAAUAUGUAUGUAAAGAGAUUCAAAUCACUGGACUAUGAAAACAAAGGUUUUAUAACUGUUAAUGAUCUCAGGAGAUACUUUAAGAAAAUUGGUGAGCGUGUAACAGAAGAUCAGCUGCAUGAUAUCCUUAAUGAGGUGGAUCUCAACAAAAAUGCUCAAGUAGAUAUAGGAGAAUUUCUCCAGUUAAUGAGUGCUUUGAAAAGUGGUAAUGUCUCUAAUUCACGAUUUGCUAAGGCUGUUUUGAAGAGUUCCGAGUUGGACCGUAUUCCUGUGGAGAGAAGUGGAGGAGGAGUGUAGUCAACAUAAUAAUUUAAAGAUCUGUCCUUGACCUUGUAGUUGUAUUAUUGUCAUCUUAUUUAUUAUUUGUUAUCAGUGUUAUGUCACAUAGAAAAAGUACACAAUAAUCUAUAGAUAUGUGAAAAAAAAGACCUUCUGUUAAUCUGGGCACAUACCCAAUAAAUGAAAUCAAGUUAGACUUUAAAAAAAUAUACAAUAUUUUAAAACUUUAUUUAUGUUGCUUUUGCCAUUCUUCAUGUUCUUAUAUCAAUACAGUUUGAUGAAAAAAUAGUUUUUUCAAAGAAUAAAUUAUUUAAUAGUGUGCCAAGCCAAAAGGACAUGAGUUUUAUAUCAAACUCUAUUUUCACUACUGAACUUUGCCUAAAAUGCAUGAAAUUUAGUACUCUUUAAAUUAUAAUAAAUCUACGAUGUUGUUUGUUCUUAUUGCUUUUGAAAUAUAUGUACUGUAUAUGUAUUUUAAAACAAAUUUUGAUGUAGGUAUAUUUGUUAUGCUUGAAUAGAUGCACUGGAAUGAAAAUGCAGUUUAAAAUCCAUUUAAUAAAUCACCAGAAAAUGCAACUGUGUAUGCAUGAUGCCUCAGUUGGGCUAAAAAACUUGUAAAACAUUAACAAAAACCACUGAAUGGUAUAUAAAACCAAUAAACAGAUCACAGAAAUAAUUCCUGAUCUUUUUAAUUUUAGCAUCAGUGCCAUCACCGAUGACUCUUUUAUAACAUGUAUAAGCUCCAACACACAUCUGGAGUAAAAAAAAUUAUCAGCCUUUGAGCAUCACCAAUGACUCUUCUAUCGAGUUAACACUCAUCUACAGUACACAAGUAUGAGCCUAAUAUUAUUGGUGAGUUUUGCUUAAAAUAAAAAAAAUGGAACUGGAAGGAGAAUAUUUUUUUUUAUUAAUUUUAUCUUUUGUUUAUUAUUGAAUGUGUUAAUGAUUUAUUUUUAUGUGAAUAAACAAGGUGAAAUGCAUAAAAUCUAUACUUAUAUAUAUAUAUACUGUAGAGUAUAUUUCAUGUCUUUUUUUUUCUUUUUUUUUGCCAUUAAAUAAGGGUCUUUCCAAUACGAAAUAUUUUGUCUGUUUGUUCUUCCAUCUGUCUUAGCUUAACUAAUAAGUGUAAGCCUUAUUUUUGUUUAUAUAUAGGUAAACAUAGAUUUAAAUAUUCUAGCAAUUUUUGUGAAUGUAUUUACUAUUUAGAAUCUUGGCUGUUUGAAUUUUACUCCCAACACACACAUUAAUCUACUAAUAAUUUUUUGGCCCUGAGUUUCAAAAUAAAUAGAUUUCCAUGACACAAGUAUAUAUUGAUAGGGAAUUAAAAAAGCAAAUAAAAUAUAGAAGUGAAUGUGCUUGUUUUUGAGAUAUUAGCCAUUGAAAUUUUGGGGGGAAAAUGUUCUCUCUCGAUUCUACAUGUUCUACAUGGCUUUAUUAUAGACCAGUUAAAGUUCUUAAAAAGUAUUAAAAAAUUAAUAAGAUUUUAUAAGACUUUUACAAAUGGCUAAUAAUUAAACAUGUAAAAGGUUUAUAAAAAGAAAAAUGAGGGUUCAUGGGCAAAUUUUUUUUAAGGCAUUCAAAUGGAUAAAACCAGAGGAUUUCGAAAAUCUGACAAAAAGUCCAAAACAUGACAAGCAGACAUCCUUAAGACGUGAUACUAGACAACAAUAAGAGAGUAUGAAGUUAUACUGAUUUUAUGGAUUAGUGACCAAUGUUAAGGUUUUCUUGUUGGGUCUUUUACUCAGAUUCUGUUAUUAAUAUGUUGACUCUUUUAGUGAGUGGAAUGUGUGUAAUGUGUCUGUAUUGGCAGGUUUCUUAUGAAGUGAACCUCAUUUUCAUUAAUCCUCAAUAAUGUUAUGUCUAUGUUAUACCUUAACCAGUAAAGAUCUUUUAAAACACAAAAUUCAAAUACAGUCAUUAAUGCUGACAAAACAUUUCAGUUUUUUCACUCUUGUUAAUUUUGAUGAGUAAUGUAAUCUCAGUACUAUAAGAGUUUGAAUACAUAAAUGAUCAUUGUGUGUGUGUGUGUGCAGAGUUAUAUUUUUUUCUCUUUUACUUUAUGUGUUUAUGAGAGUAUUCUGCAUAAUGUUAUUGUCUGUUCUUCAUUUAACAAAAAACUUACAAACCAUUUAUUGAGACCAGUAUAACUGACCUACCAUAUGUUCCAUUGUUUUUGUGUGAGCCAAUUUUAAAUUAUUAAGGAUACAUUGUAUUAUCAUGCUUUGAGCAAAUUAUGUAUACAAGCCUAUAAGAAAUUUGUUUUUUAUAACAUGUUUAAUUUGAUUGUUCAUCUUUUACUCACAAAUCCUCAGAAAUGUUAUUUCAAUAAUGAACCAACAUUUAGGAAAGAUUUAUAUUUAUGUUAAAACUUCAUGUGCAUUGUGGGGACCUCAGUGGUCAAGUGGUCUGAGUAGUCGAACUACUGUUUCACUAGUCUGUCAACACUCAGGUUGUGAGUUUGAAUCCUGUACUUCCUUCCUCCACCAAAAAAAUCCUAACAGCAUCAGCAUAGCAACAACAGUAGUGUGGAAAGUGGCGUUAAACACCUAUCUAUAAAAUCAAAUCAAAUAUUUAGUUUUGUAAUUUCAGAAACUGCAUCUUCGUAUUAAAUUCUUAAGGUAUCAUAAAUUUUCAGCAAAACACAGUGUUUUCUUUUAACUAUAUCUAUGUGUCAAGAGAAUCUAUGUCAUGCACAUGCUUAAACAUUUAGAACUUCAACACUUCAACUCAUAACUUAGACCAUUAUUAUAUACUGUAAGAUAUUAAUCAAAUGUUGGAUAAUGUGAACUGUUGGUUGGUUUGAAAGAACACAUCUUUUUCCUAAACUGAUCAUACUAUCUUUAUAAAAUGACUACAAACUUUAAAUGAUAUCCAUCAUAUUUGUUAUUUAUGAUAUGUUGAUGUAGUUUACUGUUCUUUUUAUACACACAUUUUAUGUUAAUAAAUUAUUAUUUUAGUAGACAA